UGCCCCGCUCCUUCCUCCCCCGCUUUCGGCCGCAUUCAAUGUAACACCAUGACAGGCAUCGCCGCUGCCUCCUUCUUCUCCAACUGCUGCAGGUUCGGCGGCUGCGGGCUGCAGUUCGAGUCCCUGGCGGAGCUGAUCGUGCACAUCGAGGACAAUCACAUCGACUCAGAUCCGCGGGUGUUAGAGAAACAGGAGCUGCAGCAGCCCACCUACGUAGCCCUGAGUUACAUCAACAGGUUUGUUACAGAUGCAGCGCGCCGGGAGCAGGAGACUCUGAAGAAGAAGGUUCAGCCCAAACUGUCCCUGUCUCUGACGGGGGGCAUGUCCCGGAACAGCCUGGUUACGCCUCCCAGACACAGCAGCGGCAGCCUGACCCCGCCCGUGACUCCGCCCAUCACCCCCUCCUCCUCCUUCCGCAGCAGCACACCCACAGGCAGUGAGUAUGACGAGGAGGAGGUGGAGUUUGAGGAGUCGGACAGCGACGAGUCGUGGACGACAGAGAGCGCCAUCAGCUCGGAGUCCAUCCUCAGCUCCAUGUGCAUGAAUGGAGGAGAGGAGAAGCCCUUCGCCUGCCCCGUCCCAGGCUGCAAGAAGAGAUACAAGAAUGUAAAUGGUAUAAAGUACCACGCUAAGAACGGGCACCGGACGCAGAUCCGCGUGCGCAAGCCCUUCAAGUGCCGCUGCGGGAAGAGCUACAAGACGUCGCAGGGCCUGCGACACCACACCAUCACCCUGCACCCGCCCGUAUCCGCCGACAUCAUCCGCAAGAUGCAGCAUGCCAGAUAGACCAGGCCCCCAGCUGCUGACCUGCAGACAGACCUGCCACUGAGUACUGAUCCUGGAUCAGCUGCAGCUGUGGGUUCUUCAUAUUAUGGGUGGGGUUGCAGUAGAAGUCCUGGGACUGUGUUUGUGGGCCAAAGUCCACAGGUACAGGAGUUUGGCAAAUCUGGUUUCACGUGGGCAACUUGUCUGCUUGGCUGUGACAUCACGGCUGCUGAGCUGUGACAUCAUGGCUGCCUGGCUGUGACAUCAGCACGUUAUUGUCAUGUUGCUAUGCUCAGACCCACGGGACUCACGGCUGCGGUGAAAGCAGCACCGCAGACGCCUGGCCACGCCCCUCCCCUCGUCCCUGUGACCCUGGGGAAGGUGGGAGGGGGCGGGCCCCGCCUGUGUGUGGGCGGGGCUCUCUGCAGCCCUGCCAAACAGUCAUAAAGCCCCAGGAUACCCAGGGUCGCCGUGGAGACCCCGCCUUUAACAGCGUGUCAGUAUUAAACAGCAGGCGCAGUGUGAAGGGCCAUUUCAUAUACAGUGUACAGUGAAUGUGAUGUAACGUGUGUCUGUGGAAGUGCUUUUAAAUUAUAUUUUGGUAUGUUUCUGUGGAAAACCAUGUUUCCUCGUAUGUGUUUGAAGGCAACGGAAGUCAACCGAAGGUGAUUUUACCACAUCAGACUUGUCUUUAAAAAA
Megalops cyprinoides (Indo-Pacific tarpon) is the source of this 1464-nucleotide messenger RNA. RefSeq names its product JAZF zinc finger 1a (gene jazf1a). Gene Ontology annotation, cellular component: nucleus. The record is from RefSeq and is a predicted model, not a curated record. Bases 49 to 786 code for a protein of 245 amino acids. The transcript has 6 exons. NCBI's taxonomy places the organism in Eukaryota, Metazoa, Chordata, Actinopteri, Elopiformes, Megalopidae.